Phoenix dactylifera (date palm) is the source of this 930-nucleotide messenger RNA. The record is from RefSeq and is a predicted model, not a curated record. Lineage: Eukaryota; Viridiplantae; Streptophyta; Magnoliopsida; Arecales; Arecaceae.
AUGGCGAUCCUGAGACUGAAGAAAGGGCUUAAGGAGGAGGUAUUGAGCAAGAGUGAAUCAUGGCGGCUAGCUGAGAUCAUCUCCGGGAAUGGGCGCACAUAUAUUGUCAAGUAUGAUGGUCAUCAACCGGGCAUGGCUGAGGUCACUGAAAGGGUGCCGAGAAAGGUCAUCAGGCCAUUGCCUCCAUCAAUGGAUGGAGUGAUGUAUUGGUCUCCUGGUGACACCGUAGAAGCACUAGAGGAUCACUCAUGGAAGCUGGCACAGGUCUCGAAUCGGGCUACAAGGGACUAUUAUUUUGUUACAAUUCUCGGAUCCUCUAAGCAUAUCAUAGCCCAUAAAUCUGAACUUAGGGUGCGGCAAGCUUGGAAAGACAACCAUUGGGUUAUAAUUCAGAAGGAUGCUGCUAGAUUUGAGGAUGGGAACUUGGUCAAAAUUGUAGUAGAAGAAGAGUUCAACACUCAUGUACCUCAUCCUUCUCGAAAGGGGAAAAACCAUGAAGUAGAAAGGCAGGCUCCACAUAAUGAUUACUGUGGUUUUGUGGAUGGUCAAAGGAAAAGGCGAUGCAUCUACUUGUCUGAACAUAAGCAUGAUUCCUCGAGUCAUGCAGAAAAUGGGUUUGCUAAUGCACCAAGAGAACUUAAUGAUGCCCAGAGUGUUUCAUCCUCCAUUGGUAACUGCAGUCCUUGCAGAAGUCCUUAUACUUCAUGCUGCAAUCCUGCAACUUGUCGAACUCGAGAUAUGGAUAACCUUUUGGAUGAUGCUAAUGCAUGCGUGCUAGCUGCAGAGGAGAAGUACAAUGAAGCUAUGCUUAGUACUGCCAAACGCCUAGUUGCUGCCGUUGAAGGGCUGCCAGAUCCUGGAGGACCGAAGUUCCAAGAAAACAAGCGUGAAUCCAACUUCAAGACUAGGGAAGAGACUGAAGAGAAAUAG